Molecule: messenger RNA, 1068 nt
Organism: Neolamprologus brichardi
Lineage: Eukaryota; Metazoa; Chordata; Actinopteri; Cichliformes; Cichlidae
Source: RefSeq, a predicted model, not a curated record
AUGAUUCCCUUUACAGGCUGCAAAGCAGCCAAACUGGCGGACUUCGUCUUCAUCGUGGACGAGUCGGGAAGCAUCGGCUCUGAGAACUUCGACCUGGUGCGCUCUUUCCUGCUGUCCAUCGUCAGCGGCUUGGACGUCGGUGACAAGAGAGUUCGGGUGGGUAUCGUUACGUACAGCGACCGAGCCACAGCGCUGGUCUACCUCAACAGCUUUAAUGAAACGGACAGUUUGCUGAAUUUCAUCAAAAUCCUGCCUUAUCGCGGAGGUGGUACAAACACCGGAGCUGCCCUCGACUUCACUCGCGAAAAUAUUUUCACCGAGGACGCUGGAAGCAGGAAAGAUAAGGGCGUUCAGCAGGUGGCGGUCGUGAUCACAGACGGCGAAUCGCAGGAUAACGUGACCGAGGCGGCAGCUGCUCUCCGCCGCGCUGGCGUCACCGUUUACGCUGUAGGAGUCCAAAAUGCCAACGAGGCUGAACUGAACCAGAUAGCGUCCCACCCCCCCAACAAGCACGUGUUCAUAGUGGACACUUUUGACAAGCUGAAAGGUCUGAAGAAGAACCUGCAGAGGACUCUUUGCUAUAACAUCAUUCACCAGGCGGUCUCAGUCAGCACAAGAAGAGCUGGCAUCAAAGAAGGCUGCGUGCAGACCGAUGAAGCCGACAUGUUCUUCCUGAUCGACCACUCGGGAAGCAUUCACCCCACUGACUUCUAUGACAUGAAGAAGUUCAUCAUUGAGUUUAUUGAUACCUUCCGUAUCGGGCCUCAGCAUGUCCGAAUGGGCGUUGCCAAAUACGCAGAUUCGCCAAACCUGGAAUUUGAUCUGACCGAUUACACAGAUGCAUCCACGCUGGAGAAAGCUGUGGAGGAAAUUAGUCAAGUAGGCGGCGGCACACAGACGGGGCAGGCCCUGGAAUUCAUGAGUCCACACUUUGAGAGAGCUGUGGUCACUCGUGGUCACAAAGUCCCCACGUUCCUGGUGGUCAUCACGGAUGGAAAAUCUCAGGAUAAGGUCAAGGUUCCAGCAGAGCGACUGAGGAAUCAGGGUGUCAUUGUCUACGCCAUUGGG